GGUUGGUGAUGGCGCCGGAAGGGAAAAGCCUGAUGGUGGCAUGCAUUGCUUAUGGCCCGACCGGUUUUACUACUACCACUCCGCCAUGUCUUAAAUGCAGUCGACUGUAGGUAGCGAGAAGUCGGCGUCACCAGUGGGUCAGUAGACAGUUUUGAUUUUGGGUAUUUUUGUUUUCUUUGUGAAAGUGAGAAAUAACUAGUCCAAUCCCACGUGCAGGGAUGUAACGUCACCACUUCUGCAAAGACCACCGAACCACACCUGAGAUUUCUCCAAAUACGCCCGGGUGUAGGUUGAAUACUCUGGUGGUUAGGGUUAACAUAGUUUUUAUCUGCCAAACGUCCGUCUCGCUUACAUCAGGAGAAUCGGGGUCUAAAAGGACAGCCGAGAGAUGGGGGAUAUGGGCACUAUGGAACGCCGUUACGCUAUCCCUUCCAGUACGCUGUCAGAACCAGCGACAAGAUAUCGAACUACCGAGGAUUUACAUGCCUGGAGCAUCUAUAGGCAAAAUCUGAACUCUGAUUUUACCGACAGCGCUCUGGGAACUUCGGAAAAAUCUCAACCUCCUUUCGGAAACUUCCAGCUUCGAGAAUCAACCGUUCAGACCAUUUUGAACCACCCUAAAUACGGCCCAAGGGAGCGGCAAUCAGAAUUAGGGGGAAGUAUUUUUUCCUACCUUCGUUUCGGUUUGCCACGCGUAUUUCCUCCUUCUCGACUACAUCGCGACGGCUCGAGCGGUUACGACUCCAGUGACGACGAAUCUCCUUAUAUGGACAGACGACGUGCUCGGAGCGAUCCAGAUUUUCGUAACCACGUGAUUCGCCGAGAUGAUCGUGUAGCCGAAACGUCAUUUGUGCGCCCGGAACGACGACUAAAAGCCAGUAGCGAAGCUGACCUCUUGAGUCCCGAAAUGUACAACCGCCAAGACUAUCGCAACGCCAAACAACGGGUCAUGCGCGCCCAACACGAGUCACGUGAUGGGUAUCAUCGAGAUCCAAUGCCAAGAGCCGUGGGUCACUUCGAAAGACGCAACUAUGCAGGAUCAAAAGCUGGAUCUCAUAUCUCACUGAACUCGCGUGCGUCUCGUGCACAUCACGAAGUUCGAGGAGAUACACGGCUGGAUGGAUUUUACGGAAACGAAAUGCCCAUCUUAAACGACAAAUUCUUCCCUAAAGACACUUUCUACUCGACCCUACCUGGUGGAGAAAGUGAAAGUAUUCCUGUUAAACACCCUCAUUUGCAGGUGCGGGACAUGUCGUUCGAAAUCGAUAAAUCCUCAGCUUUCCAGAGGCUGUGUGGGGGUGCCAGAACAAAACUGAGGCUUCUGGAUGGCUUGUCUUUUGAGGUCCGCGGAGGAGAGAUCCUCGCCAUCAUGGCGACUACAGUACUAGAGGGCACUACCAUACUAGAAAUUUUGGCGAAUCGCUACCGCAAGGUGCGGUGUCGUUUACAUGGAGACAUCAUAGUUAAUGGACUGCGCAUGUUACCAACUGAGCUGGAGCAGUGUGUUGCGUAUGUCCAGAAAGAAUCUGAGUUCAGCCCAGAUAUGAGCGUUCGACAGACUCUUCUUUUCGCAUCCCUUCUUCAAGAACCGAGCGACUUGAGCAGAAAUAGGGACACAAAAGGACGGAUUAAUGCCUUAUUGGAGGAUCUUGGCCUUGGGCAAGUAAAGCACACGCGAGUUCGUGAUCUCACAGAAUCGGAGAAAAGCCGACUUAACGUUGCUUGUCGACUUUUGUUGGAUACCGACAUUGUGUUGUUGGAUCAACCAACUAAAGGAAUGGACAUCUUUGACACUUUCUUCCUAGUGGAAUAUCUUCGCCAGUGGGCCGCUAGGGGGCGUAUAGUGAUUCUCACUAUCCAUCCACCGACUUAUGAAAUAUUUUCCAUGAUUUCAAGAAUUGCUCUGGUUUCCACGGGAAGAGCGCUGUUCUUUGGAAAGCGAAAAGACAUGCUCCCGUACUUUGCUUACAUUGAUUUUCCUUGCCCAGCCUAUAAGAAUCCAUCUGAUUAUUACUUGGAUUUAGUGACACUGGAUAGUUUGUCACCGGAAGCCAUGUUGGAGUCGAGUCAACGAAUUGAAAAUCUUGCAGAAAUAUUCCGUCGUCGACAGGAGGCGCUAUCUGAUCCUGGUCCUCCAGCCAUGCCCCCACCUACUGUCAAACGAGCCGGUUUCUUCUCUCAGGUUUUAGCUCUCUGGAUACGAGUUUUAAUCUACAUGUUUCCUUACAAUGUUCUGCACUUCAUCAAUAACGUAUUUUUGUCUUCGUUGAUGUCUGUUCUGGUUGGAGUAAUUUACUGGAAAGUUCGAGGUGGACUUGAACAAGAGUUCGUUCUUGAUAGGAUCGGAAUGUAUUACGUCAUAAUGGGCGUGGCCUUGUUGCCGAUGAUGUUGAAUUACAUAACAGAUGUAUGGCGAGAUAAAGACCUUGUAUCACGUGACAUAAGGGAGGGGCUGUAUUCCCGUUUGGCGUACCUCAUAUCAAAGCUGACUUACAGUUUACCACCAGCUGCUGCUGUGUGUCUCGCUUACAUCGUGCCAGUCUAUUCCAUAGCUGGGUUGGAAUCGGACUCCAGAGUCGGCUCCUUUGGUAUCUAUAUAGGCUACAUGCUGCUGUACUUACUGACCAUGCGAAUGCUUUUUAUGGCUCUUGGUUGGAUGCUGUCCUCACGCCACCUAGCGGCGGGUUUGGCUGGCUUCGUUCUAACCCUCUGUGCAACCCCUGCCGGAUAUACAGUCCAUUUCACUGGUUUGUCUCCAGUGCUGUUCUGGUUACAGUGGGUAUCUCCAAUGCGAUGGAUGAUGGAGCAAGUUGUAAUCUGGGAGUUUACAGGUAAGCAAGUGAGUGAUGCCAAGUAUUACUGCACUCGAAAUCCUGUGGUGAAACAGGAAAGCGGCAUCCUAGUGAAAGCCGAUUGUGGAAUAGUUAGUGAUUCCGACGUACUGCACUUACAUGAUUACCAAACAACAUGGCCGCUCUAUCAGCCAAUCAUCAUCACUCUUGCUUUCCAUCUAGCUUGGUUUCUGUGUGGUUUGGUAGCAUUUGUUUUCGUUAAACAACAAUCUAAGCGAGCUUACAAGAAGGCGACCGACUAAUUCCAAUCCACCUGGUGAGCAUGUUUCGAAAUAACUCGGGAUAUUUGAGCUAUUCUAGUAGAUGCUGAAAUACGACAGUGAAAACGUUAGCAUCUACAAUUUUGAAGUGCAGGUGUUGAAUACGUUUGAUGUAGAUUUAACUGUUUCUAUCAGUUGACUUUAGCUAUUAAUAUACUCAAAACGUUUUUGCAAAAACAUAAGUUUAAAUUCACUAUGUCUCGAGAGAUAAAAAAAAUCACUGCUACGUUAAUAUUUGGGGGAGAGAUGCAUUUGACUGUACGUUAAAUAACCUAAAGGAGAAGAACACGAUUAGGCUUUAUGUUUGGAACUUGUUCAGUUAUCCUUAAAAUUCUCAUCUAGAAAAAAAUUUGAAGGGUAUUUUUUUUUCCUAUAUGAUUUAAAGAGUGAUUUAAAUAUGUAUUAUUGGUGUCGGCAUUUUUAUUAUAAAGAUUCUCUUUCGUCACACCAAAUGUUGUGACUUAUUUAGAGAAGUCUAGGAUUAUUUUGUUGUUUGUGUAUGCUGUUGGUCAGUAAAAAAUGUAUUCAACUAACGCGUAAAAUUUUGAUAACAUCUAAAAAAAAUUUUAAGAAAUGAAAAUAUAUCCAAACAUGAAAUUUUGGAAUAUUUGUUGAUUGAAAAGGUGGUUUUAAUUAGUAAACUGGUGCAGUAGGAAUUAAUAGUUUGUGUGAAUAACGAUUUUUAUAUAUUAACAUCCAAAUGAAGUUAUACUAUUACUUAUGUCAUGAUUAUUGAAUACCUCAAAAUAAAUAGCAUGCUAGUUUGCAUUCUGUCCUCUAGGCGGCAGCACAGUUAAACUUGAUUUUUUUUUUUUAAUGCUGAAGCUUCCAGUUUAUUUUUGUAGGGAACGUGCCAAACUGUGGAUUACAAGUUCCCGCCAAAUGUGUUUACCUAUCAAUACUAAUGUAUUCUCUUUUUGUUGUUGUUGUUGUUUGUUUGUUUCCAAUAUCAUUAAACCUAUUCUCACUGUUAUUUAAUCCUUUUUAUUUGUCUAAGUUAAGUUCAGAAACAUUUGUGUAUAUUGCAUUUAGGAGGCCACAUUUUAAUUACACGAGUGUUGUAUAGAGGGCGUAAUUGUGCUACGUAAGAGUUACCCUAACGUUUCUGAUUUUCAAACAGCAUUUAUAACUUUCCGAAGCUAUGUAAGU
Limulus polyphemus (Atlantic horseshoe crab) is the source of this 4261-nucleotide messenger RNA. RefSeq names its product ATP-binding cassette sub-family G member 8-like. The record is from RefSeq and is a predicted model, not a curated record. The transcript has 10 exons. Gene Ontology annotation, cellular component: plasma membrane. The coding region runs from base 389 to 3094 and encodes 901 amino acids. NCBI's taxonomy places the organism in Eukaryota, Metazoa, Arthropoda, Merostomata, Xiphosura, Limulidae. Gene Ontology annotation, molecular function: ATP hydrolysis activity; ABC-type transporter activity; ATP binding.